UUCCUCCAAACGUCAAUUUAAUGGCGGUGUGUGUCGAUCGAGUUUGUAGCUUGUUUGGUUUUGUGCUCCCAUUCGGCGUUUUCCUGUGAAAUUUCUUGCCAGAACUGCGAUUUCCCGUGCAAAAUGUCCGCCAUGGAAAAUCGCGACGAAGUGCUGCAGCUACUUGAGCGGUUCACGCGUCUGAAACAGAAAGAAAUCCCGCGAGAGCUGGAGGACUAUCUGAGCUUUGUCGCCCGUACCGGCGACACGGUCUAUCCAUGGGCAGCGGUUAAAUACUUCUUCCGGACCAAGUUGAGCCAUGUCAUCAUGGAUUUUCACGAUAACACACCGAGUAUUGCCGAUUUGCCUCAGUGUCCCAACGUUGAUCCGUUCUGUUACGAUCGGAUGAAGAGGACAUUGUUGAGCCGAAUGGAGUCGUUCAACUCUGCUCCGUUUACUAUUCAGCGGAUCUGUGAGCUGUUGAACGAACCGCGAAAACAUUACACACGUAUUGAUAAAUUCAUGAGAGCCGUCGAAAAGAAUAUUCUGGUGGUCAGCACUCAGGAACCGGGACGAAGAAGAUCAGACAGCGAAAAUGGCGAUUCGCUGGAUUCUAUUGUCAACGGCGAUUUGGAAGUUAAUGUGGACAUCGAAAUGGACAACGAGGCGUUUGGAAUCGAAUCAAACGAGAUGGCAGCUCAUGCCGGCGUUGCGACCGUCGGACCCCCAGUGAAUAUAACAACUCCGGCCCACGCAGAAGAAGUACCUCCGACGAUGGAACCAACGGAAGAACAAGAUACGGAGAAACAAGUGUCCGAUGAUGAGCCCAAAUUGGCACCUAUCGAUAACGAUAUCAACAAUUUAAAAUCGGAAGAAACAGCACCAGCAGAAGUGAACGGGAGUGGUGAAGACGACUCUGGGACAACAGACGAUGCUACAGUUCCUAUUGAAAAGCAUCUCUAUUCAACCGAAGUACAGCCUAAUUCCGACGAUACUACUCCUCUUGAUGCCCCUGCUGAAGAACCUUCACCCGCUGUAGUCGAUUCUGUUGCAGAUGACGAAGAAAGGAAGCUUGACGAACCUUUACCAACAGAACAGCUUGCUACUGAAAAUGAACCAAUUCAGGAAUCUCUCGAUACCGACAAACCUCCAUCGUCGGCUGAAGUUCUCCAAACAGGAACUGAAAUCGAUUCAGCUGAUGACGAAGAGCCGAAAGCUAAGAUGGCCAAACUUUCACAAGAAGAACUACCAGAUACCGAUAUUGUGCCUCCGCAACCACUACCAGAGGAAUCAGCUACGGAGGAUACGACAAUUGAACCUAUCAGUACGGCAGUGGUUGGGGCUACAACCGAAGAGCUCUCAGAAUCUGAUGUGGUGUCAGUUUUCCCUUCAAUAGAAUCGUUCCAAUCCGGUGAACCUGAAUCCGCCAGCGAAAGCAGCAUCGUCUCCUCGGAUGAUCCUUCCGCUUCGAGUGCAGUUUCCGUUUUUAGCACUGUGUCGGCGGAUACUAAUUCAGCAAAUUCGCUCGCAACUGUGGAGGAUAAUACAACACCCGUAUUGGAUAAUUCCUUAGAAAAGGACCAAACGAUUGACGAAUCACAGCCCGCUAUUGAGGCAAUCGAACCCAAAUCAACUGAACCCUCCGAAGCACCUGAAGUUGAUGAACAAGUUGUCAAAAGCAUUGACCUCGAAGUUCAUUCAUUGCCGGUGGAAGCACCGGAUCAACCUCCUUCCGCUCAAGUGAUCUCCGAUGAAAUGGAAACCAUUCCUUCUGCCAUAGUGUCGGAAAACGUCAUGGCCACCGACGAGGAGGAACAGCCACCUUCGGAGGUCGUCGACACUACUGUCCCGAUGGCGGCCGAUGCUUCCGAAACGGUUAAACCUGACGAAAAUGCGAUGGAUAUUGACGAAUCCAGCGUGGAGCCCAUGGAUCAGUAAGCGAUGGCCUCAGUGUUCAUUUAUAAACUCCCAAAACCCUAGACUACAAAAACCGAAAACUUUUUAAGGCAACUGCUGAAGCAGCUGCGAUAGCAGAAAGAGAGAGAUACAAAUUCUUGACCACAAACCUGCGCUGUAAGUAUUCUAAAAUACAGGACACAAACUUAACGUGUAACAUGAGUUAAAGUUGUAAUAAAUGAUUACAAAUAAGUAGCUACUAACCUGA
Messenger RNA from Armigeres subalbatus, 2143 nucleotides. RefSeq names its product serine/threonine-protein phosphatase 4 regulatory subunit 2 (gene PPP4R2r). Bases 124 to 1917 code for a protein of 597 amino acids. The transcript is spliced from 3 exons. The record is from RefSeq and is a predicted model, not a curated record. Gene Ontology annotation, cellular component: protein phosphatase 4 complex; nucleus; cytoplasm. Gene Ontology annotation, molecular function: protein phosphatase regulator activity. NCBI's taxonomy places the organism in Eukaryota, Metazoa, Arthropoda, Insecta, Diptera, Culicidae.